AUGAAUUUAUUAGUUUUAUCUGUUAUUUUAGCAAUUAUAAUAUAUUUAAUAUUUAAAAGAAAUUAUAAAUAUUCACCAUCAAAAAUAAAUUCAAAAAUACCAGGACCAAUUGGCCUACCAAUAUUUGGUAAUAUAUUAUCAUUGGAUAAUAAGAAUGGUAUACAUACAACAUUUCAAAAAUGGUUUAAAAUAUAUGGUCCGAUUUAUAGUGUGAAUAUGGGUAAUAAAAGUGCAGUUGUUUUAACUGGAUUUCCAAUUAUUAAAAAAGCAUUUAUUGAUAAUUCAGAAGCAUUUGCACCACAUUAUACCUUUGAAAGUAGAUAUAAAUUAAAUAAAUGUAGUGAUAUUACUCAAGAAAAUGGUAAAAAUCAAUCAGCAUUAAAAAGAAUAUUUCUAUCUGAAUUGACAGUAACAAGAAUUAAAAAACAAGAAUCACAUAUUCAAAAUGAAAUUGUUAAAUUAAUGAAGGUAUUAGAUAAACAUUCAGAAGAUGGUAAACCAUUUUUAUUGAAUAAUUAUUUUUCAAUGUUUUCAAUUAAUAUAAUUUCAAGAUUCUUAUUUGGUAUUGAUUUUCCAUAUCAAGAUUUUGAAGAAACUAGUGAUCUAAUGGUUGGUAUAAGAGAUUUAUUAAUUGCAUCUGGUGAGAUAGUUUUAUCGGAUUUCUUACCAAUACCACAUUCAAAAAGAUCAAAACUAUAUACAUCAUAUCAAGCAUUGGUAGUACAAAUUGAAACUCUUGUUAAAAGUCAUAAAUAUAAAGAAGAUGAUGAAUGUAUGUUAUCAAAAUUAAUGAUUGAACAUGAUAAAGGUAAUAUUCCAUGGGAUGCGGUCAUUUCAAAUUGUAAUACCAUUAUUACAGCAGGUUCAGACUCAACAUCUAGUACUGCAUUAUUCUUUUUAAUUGAAAUGAUGAAUAAUCCAACAAUUCAAACAAAAGUUUACAAUGAUAUAGUUGUUUCAUUUGAACAAAAUCAACAAGCAGAUGAUUAUAUGAAUGAGAGUAUGGUAAUAUUAAAAUAUUCAAAAUAUCGUUCAUUAAUACCAUACCUAUCAUUAGCAUUAAAAGAAAACUAUAGAAAACAUCCUGCAGCUCCAUUUGGUGCACCACAUGAAACCACCCAAGAAACUGUGAUUGAAGGGUACACAAUUGCAAAAGGUACAAUGAUUUUUCAAAAUAUUUAUGCAACUCAAAGAUCUGAUACAUUCUAUAGCCAACCAGAUGAAUUCAUACCAGAAAGAUGGAAUGGAGAUGAAAACUCUCAAACAUUAAUUAGUUUUGGUACAGGAAUUAGAGAUUGUAUUGGUAAAUCACUAGCAUAUAAUGAAAUCUUUACAAUUAUUGCUUCUGUUUUGAAUAGAUAUGAAUUUAUAAAUCCAAACCCUUCAAUUCCAUUUGAUGAUAAUGGUAUUCCAGGUUUAACAACACAAUGCAAAAAUACAGUUGUUCAAAUUAAAAAAAGAUAA
Molecule: messenger RNA, 1464 nt
Organism: Dictyostelium discoideum AX4
Lineage: Eukaryota; Evosea; Eumycetozoa; Dictyosteliales; Dictyosteliaceae
Gene: CYP513B1
Product: cytochrome P450 family protein
Exons: 2
Coding region: 1-1464 (487 amino acids)
Source: RefSeq, a predicted model, not a curated record